AUUCGAUUGAGCCUUGAGCAGCGGUUUCCCAAAAAGCGCAUGCCUUGUACAACCGGCGCGAGAGCUAGCUUUUGGAGGUGAACGUAUCGUCAGAUUUUUAGCCGGGUGGAAUUUUACAUUUUAUUCAUUCAGAUUUCUUAUUAAAUUCGGUCCAAGACAAUGUCUAUGAGGACACCUGAAUCACGGCUGAGGUACUACAAGAAUAAAGACAAAGACGUGACGGCCCUUAGACAAAGGCGCAAUGAAGUCACAGUGGAACUCCGAAAAGCGAAGAGGGAAGACUGUAUGCAGAAAAGAAGAAAUGUGCCUCUUGACCUACCCGAUGAGAAGGAUGAGAAGUUCCAGCGAAAAGACUUGAAUGCUAUUGUGAUGGAAGCAGGAAGUGAUGACCCAUCAGUCCAACUUGGUGCUGUCCAGGCCGCUAGAAAACUUCUCUCUAAGGAUAAGAACCCUCCAAUAGAUGACUUGAUCAAGUCUGGAAUUCUACCAAUUUUAGUACAGUGCCUUCAGAGAGAAGAUAAUCAUUCACUUCAAUUUGAAGCAGCAUGGGCAUUAACAAACAUUGCAUCUGGGACUUCAGAGCAAACUCAGGCUGUUGUAAAUGCAGGUGCUGUGCCAUUUUUCCUAAAACUUCUGAACUCUCCGAGACAGCAUGUUUGUGAGCAGGCAGUCUGGGCGCUAGGCAACAUUGUUGGUGAUGGGCCGGUUCUAAGAGAUUUCGUCAUUGGCUAUGGUGUAGUGAAGCCCCUUCUGAAGUUUGUCAACCCUGGUGUUCCUAUAACCUUCUUGAGGAAUGUCACUUGGGUACUCGUCAACUUGUGCCGUAACAAGGAGCCCCCACCCCCCAUUGACACCAUCAGAGAGGUUCUCCCUGCUCUAGCUCUCCUUAUUCACCACCAAGAUCUUGAUAUCCUAGUCGACACAGUCUGGGCCCUGUCCUACUUGACGGAUGGGGGUAGUCAUCAGAUCCAGCUAGUUAUCGAGUCUGGAGUCGUCCAGUACCUUGUCCCUCUACUGAGCCACCAGGAAAUCAAACUACAGACUGCUGCCCUGAGAGCUGUUGGUAAUAUCGUCACAGGAACAGAUGAGCAGACCCAGGUUGUGCUGAACCAUGGAGCUCUAAGUCAUUUCACCGGCCUCCUCACCCACCACAAGGAGAAAAUCAAAAAGGAGGCUGUGUGGUUCCUGUCAAACAUCACCGCAGGGAACCAGUCCCAAGUCCAGGAAGUAAUUGAUGCUGGCCUUAUUCCUCUAAUCAUACAGACCCUUGAGACGGGUGAGUUCCAAACACAAAAGGAAGCAGCUUGGGCCAUUAGUAACAUGACCGUCAGUGGCCGAAGGGAGCAGGUGGCUGUGCUGGUCCACUGCAAUGCUGUAGAACACCUAUGCAAACUGUUGGAUGUCAGAGACACACAAGUUGUCCAGAUAGUUCUUGAUGGAUUAAACAAUAUCUUGAAGAUGGCAGGAGAUAAAGCCACAGUCAUCGCAACUGCUAUUGAAGAAGCCGGAGGUCUGGAUAAGAUAGAAUUGCUGCAGCAUCACCAAAAUGAGGAGAUCUACAAACUUGCCUUUGAGAUGAUCGACAGAUACUUUUCUAUAGAGGGCGAUAACGUGGAUGAAGAGAUCGCACCUCAGCAAGUCGACGGACAGUUCCAAUUCAGCGCCAAAGACGGAGCGCCUCCUGACGGCUUCAAGCUAUGAGCCCACACCAGUGAGAGAGCGAGUGAGAGCAGAGCGAGAGAAAAACUGCGCGCGAGUACCGUGAGAACGCGACGAGCGAGCGAGCGAGCGUGACCGUGCGUGCGUGAUUCGACAAGAUCACGCAACGCACAGCCGACAAAUGAGUAUGUAACGCGCCUCCAACCAGACCAAGACGCUACACAACAAAAGAGAACAACGACGCCGACCUAUGGCUACCGUAAUUCAUCGCGAGGAUAAGAUCCCAGAAACCAACAGUGAAAGCGCUCUUCCCCCGUCAGGAUAUCUGCGUUAAAAAUCACUCUAGUACCCAGGCCCUUGAUGGUAGCAAGCAAGGGUUCUCGAAGGGUGUUCUACCGGAAUGUUGGACAAUGGGGAAGUCUUCGACUGGAAGAAUUUUAAAUUGAGAGAAAUUUUUUAAAGUCGCCAGUCCGCCGUUGAGUUUCGAAAGACUAUGAACUGACGCAAGAGACAGCCUAACGAUAAUGACAGCAAACGAGAGAUGGACAUACCCAGUGUGGGCUCCCUGUGUCAACUUGGGAGAACUGGGACAAGUCAGACAUUAAUUAACAGAAUGCUACUAAAGUCAUUUUUAUGUCAUGUUUAUUUUAAUAUUAUCCAUUAUUAGUACGUGUGGUCGUGCUAUUGCAAAACCAGAAAAAGUGUAAUUCCAGAAAAUAUUUUAGUCAUUCCGAAAGUUUGCUUUAAAAGUCAUGUAGAGUUUUUUAAUGUUUCUUUGAUUGAGUUUUAAUACUUUUUAACCUUGCUUUGUAUAUAUCUGGGAAUCCCAUGCCCGAGAAAAGCUCAUUACAGAGCACCCUAGAUGCCGCCAUGGAAUGGCCUAGAGUGUUUUCUGGAAUAACACAUUUCGCUUGUAUUAUAGUGCUUGCCGUGAUAAAGCCCUGGUCUUCCGUAAACGAAAGAUGAAAAUCUUAGAGGCUUUAUCUUGAACCUUUUUUUUUAGAUUAAAUGAAAGUUAUGAUGUGUUACUGACUUUAAGUGAAAAUGGUUCACUGCAAAACGUUUACCUUCUUUAACCAUUACCCAUUUUACACGAACGCGCUACAUAAAAGUGAUACCCGCCCCAUUUCCUAAUGCUGGCGAACUAGUUCUUUCACAACCUUUUGGCUCCUCUCUACAGAGCUCUACACUUGGUGAAGUCGAAUGGCAGCUUUUAUAGUGCGCGUUCGUGUUUGACUAUUAGGCCGACCUUUUUGCCGCCUUGAUGCUCACAAUGUCAAUGAUUUACAGUACAUGAUUGCUGUUAGCUUGAAGUAGAAAUAUUUUAUUUGGCAUUCAAAAGCGCAAGUAAUCUGUUACUCUGUUGUGGAAACUGCAAUAUGACAUUGGGCCAAUAACGUAGUAAGAAGAAAGCUCUUGUAUUGGAUCAAACAUUGCCUUAAAUGGAGCUUUCAAAAUAAGAAAUCCCAGGGGCCUGUCCACCAACAAUGAAAACAGUACUCCCAAAAUGCUACAAUAAAGUAUGGAUAGUCUAAAGCAUAGGUCGUCCCUGGGCUAUUGGAACAUGGAAAUGCCCUUGUUGUAAUCAGUUGACACAUUGGAUAACCCUUUAGUAAAUGCCUGUGUAGAUGGCAUAACAGAAAUAAAUUUUAAUAGUUGA
Messenger RNA from Nematostella vectensis (starlet sea anemone), 3319 nucleotides. RefSeq names its product importin subunit alpha-3. Lineage: Eukaryota; Metazoa; Cnidaria; Anthozoa; Actiniaria; Edwardsiidae. The record is from RefSeq and is a predicted model, not a curated record. Bases 160 to 1701 code for a protein of 513 amino acids. Gene Ontology annotation, biological process: NLS-bearing protein import into nucleus. The transcript has 21 exons. Gene Ontology annotation, molecular function: nuclear import signal receptor activity; protein binding. Gene Ontology annotation, cellular component: nucleus; cytoplasm; nucleoplasm.